This is a messenger RNA of Mytilus californianus (California mussel), 1089 nucleotides long. Its product is annotated as DNA-directed RNA polymerase II subunit RPB1-like. The record is from RefSeq and is a predicted model, not a curated record. The annotation marks the transcript as partial. Lineage: Eukaryota; Metazoa; Mollusca; Bivalvia; Mytilida; Mytilidae. The transcript has a single exon.
AUCGCGGUUUCGUCCUUCUAUACAUCCCCAAGAUAUAAUGCAUUGGUUGCGUCCUUCUAUACAUCCCCAAGAUUCAAUGCAUUGGUUGCGUCCUUCUAUACAUCCCCAAGAUACAAUGCAUUGGUUGCGUCCUUCUAUACAUCCCCAAGAUACAAUGCAUCGGUUUCGUCCUUCUAUACAUCCCCAAGAUACAAUGCAUCGGUUGCGUCCUUCUAUACACCCCCAAGAUAUAAUGCAUUGGUUGCGUCCUUCUAUACAUCCCCAAGAUAUAAUGCAUUGGUUGCGUCCUUCUAUACAUCCCCAAGAUUCAAUGCAUUGGUUGCGUCCUUCUAUACAUCCCCAAGAUACAAUGCAUUGGUUGCGUCCUUCUAUACAUCCCCAAGAUACAAUGCAUCGGUUUCGUCCUUCUAUACAUCCCCAAGAUACAAUGCAUCGGUUGCGUCCUUCUAUACAUCCCCAAGAUUCAAUUCAUUGGUUGCGUCCUUCUAUACAUCCCCAAGAUACAAUGCAUCGGUUGCGUCCUUUUAUACACCCCCAAGAUAUAAUGCAUUGGUUGCGUCCUUCUAUACAUCCCCAAGAUAUAAUGCAUUGGUUGCGUCCUUCUAUACAUCCCCAAGAUUCAAUGCAUUGGUUGCGUCCUUCUAUACAUCCCCAAGAUACAAUGCAUUGGUUGCGUCCUUCUAUACAUCCCCAAGAUACAAUGCAUCGGUUGCGUCCUUCUAUACAUCCCCAAGAUUCAAUGCAUUGGUUUCGUCCUUCUAUACAUCCCCAAGAUUAAAUGCAUUGGUUGCGUCCUUCUAUACAUUCCCAAGAUUCAAUGCAUUGGUUGCGUCCUUCUAUAUAUCCCCAAGAUACAAUGCAUUGGUAGCGUCCUUAUAUACAUAUCCAAGAUUCAAUGCAUCGGUUGCGUCCUUCUAUACAUCCCCAAGAAUGCUAUUUGUUUGUUAUACGAGUAUUUCUGGAUUGUUGUAACGACGGUUAGUUAUUCUUACGUGUAAAUGUAUAUAUAUUUUUUUUUUCUGAGGGUCAAAUAAACAAGAUGUUUUUAUUUGAAGAAAUGACAGAUACAAUGAUAAAGUAUAUAUAAUA